Messenger RNA from Cyprinodon variegatus (sheepshead minnow), 762 nucleotides. It is a transcript of the gene vkorc1l1, whose product is annotated as vitamin K epoxide reductase complex subunit 1 like 1. The record is from RefSeq and is a predicted model, not a curated record. The transcript has 3 exons. Gene Ontology annotation, biological process: peptidyl-glutamic acid carboxylation; vitamin K metabolic process. Gene Ontology annotation, molecular function: vitamin-K-epoxide reductase (warfarin-sensitive) activity. NCBI's taxonomy places the organism in Eukaryota, Metazoa, Chordata, Actinopteri, Cyprinodontiformes, Cyprinodontidae. Bases 59 to 586 code for a protein of 175 amino acids.
CCUCAAUCAGGCGAACCUGCUGCGUGUGCAUGCGCGUCUCCAGCUAGGCCAGAGAGUGAUGGCGGCGCCCGUCCUGAGAGUGUCCACCCCUCGGUGGGAAAGAAUAGCCCGGCUCCUCGUCUGCCUGCUGGGUAUUCUGCUUUCUCUGUAUGCGUUUCACGUCGAGAGGGAAAAGGCCCAGGACCCGACUUAUAAGGCCAUGUGCGACGUCAGUAGCUCCAUCAGCUGCUCUAAAGUGUUCAGCUCCAGGUGGGGUCGAGGUUUCGGACUGUUGGGGUCCAUAUUUGGGAACGACAGCGCACUGAACCAACCCAACAGUGUCUACGGGAUACUCUUUUAUGCCUUUCAGCUCCUACUAGGAAUGACCGUCAGCGCAAUGGCUGCCCUUUUUCUCAUGACGACGUCCAUCUUGUCGGUGAUGGGCUCGCUCUACCUGGGCUACAUCCUCUACUUUGUCCUAAAGGACUUCUGCGUCAUCUGCAUCACCACGUAUGCGCUGAACUUCAUUCUGUUUAUCCUCAACUACAAGCGACUGGUUUACUUGAACGAGGCCUGGAAGCAGAAGCUUCAAGCCAAGCAGGACUGAGCUGCACAGAGAGUCACGGUUUAAAAAAAGAAGCAAAAAUAAAAAAGAAAACCUGACGACAACAACAACAAAACAAAAGAAAACAACAAACAGUGAACGUGACCUCUGAACAUUUGACUUGCCACCAGGAGACCUUGCUUCCAAACAAUGUUUAUUUCUGCUGUGUGUUAAAAAAA